AGAACGGAAUCACCAACUCCGACUUUAAAACCUUUAUUAUUUAAUUACGCUGAAUUCAUUAAAAAGCUUAAGGAAAUGACUAUUGUUUUGGGACAUUCUAAAAUUCUACCAAACUUUCCCGAAAACAAAAGAGCGUUAAUUGUACAAGAAACGUUUAAAAUGUUAAUGAAGCAUGCUUCAUUAAAGGAAAUGCAUAUUCGAACGACUUGUUCUUUCUUGGAACACAAUGUACCGUAUAUUACCUUUCCUGGAGCAAACAUUUGUUUUCAGAAUCUUUACAACUUUGUUGUGGAUUGCUAUCAAAGUUCUCUUAAUGAAAGCAGGGUCUUGGUAAUUGUGGCUGAAGUUGAUGCAUGUAACUUAUCAGAGUUAAGAAUCAAUAAACAUACUAUACAGAGAAAUGAACAACUUUUCUCUGAUUUAUCGAGGGAUAUAAAUUGGGGGGAGAAAAGUGCUCCCAUCUCGAUAAUAUUGAAUGCUGAAGAAGGGUUAACAACAAACGAACAAG
This is a messenger RNA of Funneliformis geosporum, 508 nucleotides long. The record is from the annotation of a GenBank genome assembly. NCBI's taxonomy places the organism in Eukaryota, Fungi, Glomeromycota, Glomeromycetes, Glomerales, Glomeraceae.